Molecule: messenger RNA, 969 nt
Organism: Paracoccidioides brasiliensis Pb18
Product: H(+)-transporting V1 sector ATPase subunit E
Exons: 3
Coding region: 1-969 (322 amino acids)
Biological process (GO): proton transmembrane transport
Cellular component (GO): proton-transporting two-sector ATPase complex, catalytic domain
Molecular function (GO): proton-transporting ATPase activity, rotational mechanism
Source: RefSeq, a predicted model, not a curated record
AUGGAGAUGUUGUUGCACACUUCUGUGGAUAUUUUAGGUAUUGCAUUCCCACGUCUAUUAGUUAAUCACGAUAUCCAGGAGUUCACCACACCCCGUCAGUCGCGCUGCUUUAUAACCGUGCCUCAGAACGCAGCGUACAUACAAUACAAUACACUCCCGCUGCUAUCUACCGUAGCUGGUGGCAUCUACAACCAUCUCCUCCUUACUCUUCGCAAGACACCCAGCUUCACCACCCCUGCCUCCGCCAAAAUGUCACAAAGCCAUGCCCUCUCCGACGACCAGGUCGCGGGUGAACUCCGCAAAAUGACCGCCUUCAUCCGCCAAGAAGCCCUCGAAAAAGCCCGCGAAAUCCAGCUGAAAGCCGACGAAGAAUUCGCCAUCGAGAAAUCCAAACUCGUCCGCCAAGAAACAGCAGCCAUCGACCACCUCUACGAGAAGAAGUUCAAACAGGCUUCCAUGUCCCAGCAAAUCACCCGCUCAACACUCGCUAACAAAACCCGUCUGCGCGUCUUGACAGCCCGCCAGGAGCUUUUGGAUGAACUCUUUGAGCAGGCGAGGGUGCAGUUGGCGAGUGUGACGGUGAAGGGGGCCAAGAAGGGAGGCAAGAAGGGAGGCGGGGGGUAUCAGACGACGUUGAAGGGGUUGGUGCUGGAGGGGUUGUAUGCGUUGAAUGAGAGGAAGGUGCAGGUUCGGGCGAGGAAGAAGGAUUAUGAGGUUGUCCGGAAGGCGAUUGGGGAGGCGGAGGCGGAGUUCAAGGAGAAGGUUGGGAGGGAGAGUAGUGUGGAGUUGCUGGAGAGUGAUCCGCUGCCUGAAGGGUCAGCGGGAGGUGUCAUUAUCAUCGGUACAGCAGGUAAAAUUGACAUCAACAACACCUUUGAAGAACGGCUGCGGCUCCUUGAGAUUGAUGCUCUACCGGCAGUCCGGGAAACGUUGUUCGGCAAGAAUAAGAACCGCAAGUUUUAUGAUUAG